UCCUCUUCCCUCUACACACAUCCCUGACGACGACCACGACCAACGGCCUUGCUCGUCUUCAUCCCUUCAUUUACGACCAACCCCUCCAUUUCCGCAAUUGCCAGUCAUGUUUAGUUCCAGCUCCAGACGAUUUAAUAAUACUGCCGCCGUCCCCGGUGAUAGUCUACCUAACCAGCACGCUGUCCCGGCCGACCCUCAAGCUGAUAUGGCGGCAGACGAGAUGGUGAUGCCUCCAGAUGCCGUUGUGAUCGAUGUUCAUGACUUUUCGGCAGGGGAGCAGCCCUCUAACGUCCUUGCCCCUCCAAACGAGGAUGUUCUUACCAACAAUGGUGAAGACACUAUGGUGUGUACGAUGUACUGUCCGAAGUAUUGGAUUGGGGCUGUAGUAUCAGUGGGCACCCCGCUCUGCUUUUACCUCCUCUACAAGGCCAUAGCCAACCGUAACUAAGUCAUCCUUAAGCCUGCCCCAAGCGGAUACCCUUCGUACUCCAACCGCACCACUCAUUUGAUACCCGGACCUGGACACUACUUUUUGGAUUAUUUGUUUUCCCCUCCCACUUCCUCACUUCGCACCCACCCACCCAGACCUACCCUUCCAUUCACACCCGUACCUCUCUUCGAAAAGUUUAUAUAUCUGCCAC
This is a messenger RNA of Gamsiella multidivaricata, 641 nucleotides long. RefSeq lists its product as uncharacterized. NCBI's taxonomy places the organism in Eukaryota, Fungi, Mortierellomycota, Mortierellomycetes, Mortierellales, Mortierellaceae. The coding region runs from base 107 to 448 and encodes 113 amino acids. The record is from RefSeq and is a predicted model, not a curated record. The transcript has a single exon.